AUGGAUAUUGGGUUUGCUAGUCUACGACACAGCAUCAGUGUAUGGCAAUCAAUGAUGCGAUCUUUUGGGAUUGUUGUAGAAGAGUCAUUUCUCAUCACAGGUGAUCGAGAGGUAAAGGGGGCCAAAGCAAAAUGUAACACAGCAACAAGAAAUUUGAAUUCUCCAAAUCCAGAGACAAUUAAGACAUCAACGCAAUAUUUUACAACUGCUAUAUCAAUAGAGACAACAAGAAAAGAUUCUUCAACUCCAACCCCGGUUGAGACGACGACGCAAUUUUCAGAUUUUAUUACUGCAUUGACAACGGAAGAGACAACAACAAACUAUUCUCCAAUUUCAACGUCGAUAAAGACGACAACCGAAGAUUUUACAACUCCAGUGAUGAAAGAGUCAACAACAGAAGAUUCACCAAAUCCAACGACGGUAGAAGAGACAACAGAAUAUUCCGAAACUCCAGAAUUGGCAGAGACAACAACACAAUAUUUUUCAACUCCAAUGUUGAUAGACACAACACCAAACAAUAUUCCGUGUCACGAAAUCCUGAUUAAGAGAUGUAAUGACCACUGUUUAAAUCAUAGACGUAUCAAUCUCGGAGGAAGCUGCAGAAUGGGUGAAGGAAAUUCCGUAAAGUGCGAAUGUAUCAAGGUUAAGAACUGCGAAGUUUAUCAAAAUGCAACUUGCCAGAAUCAAUGUAAAGAGAAAUCAUCAAACGACUACUGUAAAAUUCCUGAGAAAAAUAUUCCUUGUGCUUGUCGUUUUCAAAGCGGAUCUAGCAAGAAUAUCUACUACGAGCUUCCCUGAAGAGACCCGGAACAUCCCUGGAAAUUGAAAGAAGGAACUGACUUUGUGAAGAAGAAACUGACUGCAUACACAAUUUUGCACUGAAGGUGGAGGG
Messenger RNA from Argiope bruennichi, 892 nucleotides. RefSeq names its product mucin-2-like. NCBI's taxonomy places the organism in Eukaryota, Metazoa, Arthropoda, Arachnida, Araneae, Araneidae. The record is from RefSeq and is a predicted model, not a curated record. The transcript has 13 exons. Bases 1 to 798 code for a protein of 265 amino acids.